Rhinocladiella mackenziei CBS 650.93 is the source of this 1095-nucleotide messenger RNA. RefSeq lists its product as uncharacterized. NCBI's taxonomy places the organism in Eukaryota, Fungi, Ascomycota, Eurotiomycetes, Chaetothyriales, Herpotrichiellaceae. The record is from RefSeq and is a predicted model, not a curated record. The transcript is spliced from 2 exons. The coding region runs from base 1 to 1095 and encodes 364 amino acids.
AUGGCGUCGGCGGAAUCGGACCUUCUCCCUUCCUACAACACCCUCUUCCCAGAGGAUGCAGCUAACACCGUCAUCAAUGGCCGAAGACGAUACACAACCAUCACGCUCCGUGAGAUCUACUAUCCCGGAGGUUGCCCCUGUCAUCCAAAGGAGAAGAAUCACGACAAAAAGGGCAAACAGAAGCAGCCCACACAACCACCACCAAAUCAAUUCUCAGGCUCCCUCAACGACACACGAGGGCUCUUCUCGCUCGAAUUCCCACAACAGCAGCACAUCCGGCGAUUCGAGAUCCUCAAAAGCACGGCCCUGGGACUGGUUUUCCCGCAGAACUUGAAAUUAGAAGUCAUUGACGUCGACCUCGGCAUUGCUCGUACAGGACAUUCUACCAGCCUAGAAUCUGGUCGUCCAGUCUUCGAGACAGGUAUCAUGAAAUGGUGGAAGGAGAAGUACAUGCUUCCGCCGGCGUUUGAGAUCUUCCCUUCCCACCCGAAAAGGCACCAGAAAGAUCCACUCCAAUCGAACGAAAUCAUCGGGCUUCCGCCGUCGCCGCCACCGCCACACGACAGUUUAGCCAAAUUCAACAGCAGGCCGGACCAAGAGGCGGAGAAACCCUACCCGCUCGCCCAAAUCAAGUACCCGGGCUGGCAAGGCAUCAGCCGUAUGAGCAUCGACCUGACACUCUACAACAUCACGCCGGCUAUGCACUACGACCACAACCUGCACCAGCUCGCCGACAGACUCGACCUCGACAUCCGCAGCCGCUGGGUCGUGACUCGUAUAGGCUGGAAGCGCGAGUACAUGAUGUACAACCCGGCCGGGACCCGGAUGUACAAAUGGCGGCGGAGUGCAAAUACACUUACGCUCCCCGGCGUCGAAGACGGCCAUCCGCGGGCCCACGGCAACUUGCAGCUCGAAGAGAGCGAUGGCAGAAUUGUUGCCGUGUACAAACAGCGCCGGGACUUUCGGGUGCUUGGUGCGUUGUCGCUGUUCAUGGACGUAGUGAAGGCUCCCAUGACUGUCGAGGCUGUGGUUGCAAGUUGUCUCGCUAUCGUCUUGUAUGAGAGGUUAGGAUGGCAGAAUUUAUUGGGCCAGUAA